AUGGGUAAUUGUACACAUGAAGUUGUUUGUAAAGAUAUGUGUGGUCUUUGUGGUGCUGAUUUAAAAAAAAUUCGUGAAAAUAAUCCAAACAACUUUUUAACUUCAAAUUUUCAAACAGCAUCUGUUCCAAUGGUUCAUCAUGUACCUCAAUUACUUGUUUCUGAUAGACUUGCUCAAGAAAUAGGUAGAAAAGAUAAAGAUGAUACUUUAAAAAAAAGAAAACUUAUUUUAUUGGUUGAUCUUGAUCAAACUAUUAUUCACACAACUAAUCAACCUUAUGAAGUUGAUCCAAACAAUCCUGCCAAUAAAGAAGUUAUUUAUUAUGAUCUUUAUGGCAAAAUAUUAGUAAACUUUAUGAACUUCAUAUUUAGAGAUGAAAUUUUUAGUAGUAAUCACAAAACUAGUAACAUGAAAUCAUUAUUUCCAUGUGGAGAACAAUUAAUUGCUAUUAUAGAUGAUAGAGCUGAUGUAUGGCAAUAUGCAAAUAAUCUUUUACAAGUUUCACCAUACAAAUUUUUUGAAGAUACUGGCGAUAUAAAUGCACCACCAAAUUGUUUGGAUAGUUUGGAUGAAAGAAAACGUUUUGAGAAAAGUAGACCAGUUAAAGCUGUAGAAUCAGACAAUGAUGUACAAUUACAAUCUAUUGAAAAAGUACUUGAAGAUAUUCAUAAAACAUUUUAUCAUGUUUAUGAUGAACGUCAAGAAAUAACUGAUCUUAAAUCGCUGAUUGCUGAGAAAAAAAAUCAAGUUUUAGAUGGAUGUCGAGUUGUGUUUAGUGGAAUCGUUCCUUUAGGUAUGAAUGCUGAGACACAUCCUUUUUUUAUGUUAUGCUCACAGUAUGGUGCAAUUGUUGAUGAUGAUAUAACAAAAUUCACAACUCACGUUAUUGCUUCACGAUGGGGUACAUCAAAGGUGAAAAAGGCCGAGAAAAUGGGAAUUUUUGUUGUUUCAGCUUUAUGGGUUUAUAAAAGUGUUGAGAAUUGGGAAAAAGUGGAUGAAAAAAAUUUUUUAAUUGCUAAAGACCCAAAUGCUGAACCAGAUAUUGAUGAUAAUACUAAAGAUGGUAUUUUUUCUUAUAAUGACGAAAUUGGCGAUAUUGAUCUCAAAGCAAUGGAGGAUGAAGUUAAUGAGGCCAUUAGUGAAGGAGAAGAUGAGGACGAGGAAGAUUCUAUAGAUAGCAUUGACGAAGAUUAUUUUUCAAAUAAUAUAUUAAGAAAGAGAUCAAGAUCAGAUGAGGAUGAAGAUGAUGAAGAACCAUCAUCAAAAAAAGUUGAUCUUAAGAAACCUCCUGAAUAG
Messenger RNA from Strongyloides ratti, 1296 nucleotides. RefSeq names its product RNA polymerase II subunit A C-terminal domain phosphatase. Lineage: Eukaryota; Metazoa; Nematoda; Chromadorea; Rhabditida; Strongyloididae. Gene Ontology annotation, molecular function: RNA polymerase II CTD heptapeptide repeat phosphatase activity. The transcript is spliced from 5 exons. The coding region runs from base 1 to 1296 and encodes 431 amino acids. The record is from RefSeq and is a predicted model, not a curated record.